AUGUCAGAGUGCCUGACAGAAUGCAAAGCGCUGGUGACUCCGUCCACGCGCAACGGCCAUCGUGUCUUCAGCUACACGCUCGAGAGCCACACGGCCGCCGCCUUCGCCAUCAUGAACGAGCUGCGUCUGGAGCGCCAGCUCUGCGAUGUGACGCUGCGUGUCCGCUACAAGGACCUGGAGGCCGUGGACUUUGUGGCUCACAAGGUGGUGCUGGCAUCGUCAUCGCCCGUCUUCAGGGCCAUGUUCACCAAUGGCCUUAAGGAGUGCGGCAUGGAGCUGGUGCCCAUCGAGGGUAUCCACCCAAAGGUUAUGAACCGACUGAUAGAGUUUGCCUACACAGCCAGUAUCUCUGUUGGUGAGAAGUGUGUGAUCCACGUGAUGAACGGUGCCGUCAUGUACCAGAUAGAUUGUGUCGUCAAGGCCUGCUGUGACUUCCUGGUCCAGCAACUCGACCCCAGUAACGCCAUCGGCAUUGCCAGUUUUGCUGAGCAGAUCGGCUGUACGGAGCUCCACCAGAAGGCCCGGGAAUACAUCUACAUGAACUUUAGCCAGGUGGCAACCCAGGAGGAGUUCUUUAACUUGACUCACUGCCAGCUUGUGAACCUCAUCAGCCACGAUGAGCUCAAUGUACACUGCGAGUCCGAAGUCUUCGGAGCGUGUGAGGCCUGGGUACGCUACGACCGAGAGAACCGGCGGCCGUACGUCCAGGCCUUACUUCACUCUGUCCGCUGCCAUUCCCUCACCCCCAACUUCCUGCAGGCACAGCUCCAGUCUCAUGACUGGGACCCCCAGUGUAAAGACUACCUUGCACAAAUCUUCCAGGACCUCACCCUGCACAAACCUACCAAACUCAAUUCUUGCCGAACUCCCAAGGUGCCACAGCUCAUUUACACGGCCGGGGGCUACUUCCAGCAAUCUCUCAGCUACUUGGAGGCAUACAAUCCCUGCACAGGGUCCUGGCUCAGGCUAGCAGACCUGCAGGUACCUCGUAGUGGCCUAGCAGCUUGUGUCAUCAGUGGGCUUUUCUAUGCCGUGGGUGGGAGAAACAAUGCCCCAGAUGGUAACAUGGACUCUAAUUCAUUGGACUGCUACAACCCCAUGAACAACUGCUGGUUACCAUGCACGCCCAUGAGCAUGCCCAGAAACCGAAUAGGUUUGGGAGUCAUUGACCGCAUGAUAUACGCCGUGGGUGGAUCACACGGGUGCAUUCACCAUAACAGUGUAGAAAGGUAUGAUCCAGAAAGGGACCAGUGGCAACUGGUAGCCCCCAUGUUGACACGACGUAUCGGAGUUGGCGUGGCUGUUAUCAACAGACUUCUGUACGCCGUUGGCGGCUUUGAUGGGACUAGUCGGCUAAGCUCAUGCGAGUGCUACAACCCAGAGAGGGACGAGUGGAAGACCAUGGCCUCAAUGAACACCAUGCGUUCUGGAGCUGGUGUAUGCGCUCUGGACAAUCACAUUUUUGUGAUGGGCGGGUAUGAUGGCACAAACCAACUAAACACAGUGGAGCGCUACAAUGUGGAAACAGAUACAUGGAGCUUUGCUGCCUCUAUGAGGCACCGACGCAGUGCUCUGGGAGUCACUGCUUUACAGGGACGCAUCUAUGUUUUGGGAGGUUACGACGGCAGCACGUUUCUUGACAGCGUGGAGUGUUAUGACCCCGAGAAGGACACUUGGUCGGAGGUAACGCACAUGACGUCGGGGCGUAGUGGCGUUGGUGUGGCCGUUACCAUGGAGCCCUGUCAGAAGGAUUCGCCUCGGUGUCCCUCGUCUCAGCGCGAAACCAAAGGAGCUUCACAAUACAAUCAGCAACACACCACACUGUAA
Messenger RNA from Nerophis lumbriciformis (worm pipefish), 1827 nucleotides. Lineage: Eukaryota; Metazoa; Chordata; Actinopteri; Syngnathiformes; Syngnathidae. The record is from RefSeq and is a predicted model, not a curated record.